CUUGCCUUGGCCUCUCUUGACACACUCUACACAACACACAGCCAUCGAGAUAGAUAAAUACCCCUCCCUACAUACCUACCGAAUCGUCGGAGAAAGGGACCGACGGACCCCUGAAUGAAUGGAUGGAUGGAUGUGUGUGGAUGUGUGUGUGUGUAUGUUUGUGUGUGUGGGUGUAACCAUCCAUCAUCUGUGCCUCUACGGUAGGUACGUGUUUAAGUCAAGUAGGUAGGCGAAGCGAAGAAGGAAGACAGGAAGUCGGUUGCUCUCUCUCUCUUGCAUGGCACGCAUCCAUUGACAGACAUCCAUCGAAUCGAUUCAUCUCAUUCUCAUCUACGCCACAAGGCAAGGCAAGGUCACUCACUAGCUGGCACACACUGCAGUGCCCUCACACCAUAUUGACACACCACACCACCACGCCAUGCAAGCCACGCCACGCAAGCAUACACACACAGAGGCAGGGCAGGGUAGCUGACGAGUCGAAUCAACCAAUGAAUGUGCUGUGCGAGUGAGUGGGGAGGAGGGGAAAAAAUGGCCAACCCUUUUCUCGGCGGUCGAUCGACAGCAGGCAUGGCAUAGCAUGGAUGCGAUGCAACUCACCUCGCCUCCACACAGGCAUACACACACAGAUAAAAACACCAUUAGUGACCGACUACCUGGCUGGCUGACUACCUGGGGCGGGGUGGCUGGACGCACGCAAAAUAGCUAGCUGCCAGCCACCGCAUAUAAGAUACGAGUGCAACAUUCAUUCGUUGUUAAUAAAGAGAUCACGAAAGGCACACAAAAUACAGACAGACUGACAGACAGACAGACAGCUAGGGAAGGAAGCAUAGGAAGACUACCGUCACACCACACCACAUGAACCCAUUGCAGCGCCAUCCCUGCUGACGAAAAGCGUCCGCAGGGAUGGCGCUGCAUUGCACUGCACCCAGCCAGGCACCGACAGGCCUGCCUGCCGAUUGAGGAUCGGCUAAGCGAUGCACGCCCCCCGCAGCAGAGUGCCGCCAUGAUUGCCUUGCGGACACAAGUUCGACAUGAAGUUGAAGAGGAAAAAUAAACUCAGCCACCCCACACAGACGCUCCAAAAGAACAGGUAGCAUGUAAAUCGACCCUCCCAAGCCGUAAUCAGCCCCCCAGCCGUGUCGCGAUGCUCCAUGAUGGGCGCCAGCCGGAAAUUCUCGCCCGCCCUGGCGGUCGCCAGGCCCUUGUGCCCCUCAAACAGCAGGAAGGCACUCGACCCCGCCGCAGACCGCCGGUCGCUCGAUGACGCUGCGGGGGCAGGGUGCGUACCAAGAGAUGACGCACUAGGCCGCCUGCCCUCACGGCUGCUCAUGCUCAGGGUGAGUGAGUCGGCGGGCGUUGGCCGACUCCCGCCCGUGGACUGGCUUGUGAAGGGGGUGUCUGCUGGCGGGAAUGGAGGCGGGGAGGGUGAGAUGGGCGGCAGGGAAGAAGCGAUGUCGCCGGGAUGGUGAGUGGGGGAGCCUGGGUGUGCGGUCAGGAUGGGCGGGGGGAGGGGUGGGGGUGAGGGGGGCUCGUCAGCCACGUCGUCAGGGGGCACCGGCGGCUGGCUAUCGAUGAAGAGCGACAGCUGACGCCUUGGCUUCUUCUUGGCCGGCUGUUGGGUGGCGCUGCUGCUGCCCAGGUCGCCUCUGAGAGUCUCAGGGGGGAUGUCGGACGGACUGAGCGACUCCCACGCCUCGCUCUCCUCCUGGCUCAUCUCCAGCGCCACAUCAGCCUCUCCCUCUCCCUCUGCACCAACGCCAGCACCGGUGUCGGUGUGUGCCGCCUCUUUCUCUCUCUCCUCCUCCAUCUCCAUCUGCCACGUACUGCGGGGCAGAGCGAGGGGCCGCAUCCUGUACCGCCGCUUCUUCUUGUGGUUGUUGUGUGCUCCGUUGCCCUCGCUGAAUGAAGUGAUCCAUGAGGCCGGAAUGCUGACCUCAGACUCGCCCCGCUCGGAUGCGGCGUCUUGGGGGAGAGGAGGAGAGCCGGGCGGCGACAGGGAUGGCAGGGGCUGCUGCUGCUGCUGCUGCUGCUGGGCUGCUGGGGGGGAGGGCUGCAUCCCACACACAAGCCGAUCUGGAAGGAAGAUGAAGAUGAAGUCGCCGAGGAGCUCACCUGCACGUGCAAACAUGUCCAUCCAUUCUUGCACUGCACUGCACUGUACUGCACGUGCACGUGGGUUGGGUGGAGGUGGUCUUACCGACAAUUUGGAUGGCUCCCUGGAUCCACACCAUCGGCAGUGACCACUCAUGUAAGGGGCCCUGAGCGUUGAUGGAGUACAGCCAUAUGACGAGCGGCGCAAGCAAAGUGGCGUAGGUCUCGGAGAGGAAAUGCACCACCGGCACCGUGUCAUAGAAGGCUCUCGACUCCUCGGCGAACAAGAGCUGCAGCAGAGCGAUGGGUGGCCGCCUCGAGUCCUCCUUGUGGCCAUCCCCCUCGCCCAGCUCGUCCUCUGCUUGCUGAUCGGCCCCUCCUUGGUCCUGCUGCCGUUUCUUCUUUCGCUCUCCUUUCUCCUUUUGCAGUGCCGUCAACUGCUCUGCUAGGCUGCCUUGCUGCGGUGCUCUCGCAGACGCGUCACGCUGUGGCUGCUGGCCCGGCGUGGAGGUGGAGGGGGAUGGCAGGGGUGCGGAGCGCCUCUUGUGGCACUUGUGGCAGCAUGGCGGCAUACGUGUGAUGAUGGCCGAGUAGACCCGGACCGCAGCCACGUCCGUCUCCUGGUCAUCGAUAUGGAUGGAGAGUGGACAACACAGCAUCGCAUCAGUCAUGAAUGCUCCUGUGUACCGCCCGCCAUCACGCCCAUAUGGUACGGUACCCAUGCAAAUUUGUGACAACGGAUCUCGAAGACCAAGGCAAGCACUUCUGCCGCAAGACCCGUCCACACGUUCGUCAAGACGCCCUGCAGAAACCGACCUACCACACUGACACAGACACGGACAGAAUGGACACACUGAGAGCCGGUGGGUGCGGGUGGGUGCAGUGAACGCGUCGAUGCGAUGCGAUGCGUACCGUACCUGAAGUAGCAGACGAGUGGGAGGUAGAUGACAUGCCGCCACAGCGGCUGGAUGGUCGUCAACCGGAGGGCGAAGACGCGGCCGAAAAAGAAACACACCUCCGAUAUGAGCACCAGGCAGAGGCGCAGGAUCAGCUUGCCGAGGUCGCUGAGGGUGAGGGCCUGGCCCGUGAUGAUGUUCUGCGAUACGUAGAUGAAGAGAGGCAUCAGCAGCAUGCCACCGAAGGCCCCCCAUCUGCACGCAUCGCAUCGCAUCGCAUCGCAUCGCAUUGGUAGGGCAGGCCAGACCUCUGCUGUGUAUCCUAUCCUAUCCAUCCGGCUGGCUGUCGUGUUCUUCUCAUGCUAACAGCUGUCUUGUCUUACUUACCUUGCGUCUGGUGGGCUCCAGCAGGGCGAUAUGCACCCAAUGUAAGGAAGAAACCUGAGCGAACAACACCAAGCCAAGGAGACUGUUUGUAUCAUGCAGUCAGUAUGCCUGUGUGAGUGAGGGAGUGCCUGUGUAGUGUACGCACGCACGCGAGAUACAGCGGCAGGCGCGCCACAGCGAAGCUGACAUCAUACGGCACAGUGAACCACCUCAAAAGGUACUCAAGCACCACCACCAGGAAACAACCCAAUGUCAGCGCCACGCCCCACUGGUGUAUCCUCCGCCGCCCCGGCAGCUUCGGGUGAAUGACAUGGUUGAGAGCCAUCACCCAGGGGAUAAUAAGGCUGGACCGCACCGCAUCGAUAAGCAUCCCAGCCAGGAAGAGCGACCAGGGGUACCAGUCACGAAUGAGCGUCCCAUCGGUGAGGGCGGGGUCGUACUUGGACCAGUAGGUGAGGGAGAGGCCGGUGCUGUGGAGCUCCCGCAACUCGGCGCCGAAGAAGAUGGAUACGGGCACCUGGAUGAACAUCUGCAUGACGACGGCGAGCAGGGCGUACAGCUGGAUGUGGAACACGCACAGCAGCACCCGACGGCGGCUCUUGCUGCCGUUCUUGACAGAGCCCUCGCCGGUGGCGCGCUGCUCACGGACCGAGCCCUGCCGCUGCACUGGGAGGUCCAU
Vitrella brassicaformis is the source of this 4053-nucleotide messenger RNA. Lineage: Eukaryota; Vitrellaceae. The record is from the annotation of a GenBank genome assembly.